Charadrius vociferus (killdeer) is the source of this 522-nucleotide messenger RNA. RefSeq names its product mitochondrial ribosomal protein L13 (gene MRPL13). NCBI's taxonomy places the organism in Eukaryota, Metazoa, Chordata, Aves, Charadriiformes, Charadriidae. The record is from RefSeq and is a predicted model, not a curated record. The transcript is spliced from 5 exons. Gene Ontology annotation, molecular function: mRNA binding; structural constituent of ribosome. Gene Ontology annotation, biological process: negative regulation of translation; translation. Gene Ontology annotation, cellular component: ribosome; mitochondrial large ribosomal subunit.
AUGUUAAGCUCUGCCUCUCUUUCUCUUUAGCAAUGGGCUACUUUUGCCAGAGCCUGGUACCUUCUCGAUGCAAAGAUGCAGCCACCAGGAAAAAUAGCUGCUGCGACUGUACUCAGACUCGAAGGCAGGCAUAAACCUAUUUAUCAUGCACUAAGUGACUGUGGAGAUCACGUUGUCAUAAUAAAUACAAGACAUAUUGCCUUCUCUGGUAACAAAUGGGAACAGAAAGUAUAUUCUUCACAUACUGGCUAUCCUGGUGGUUUCACACAAGUGACAGCAACUCAGCUCCAUUUGAAGGAUCCAACUGCUAUCGUUAAACUGACUAUUUAUAGAAUGCUUCCAAAAAACCUUCAGAGAAGAACUAUGAUGCAGAGGCUGCACCUUUUCCCAGAAGAUGUUAUUCCAGAAGAUAUACAGAAGAAUCUUCUACAAGAGAUUCCUCAGCCACGUGCAGUUCCCAAGAGGUUAGAUGAAUAUACACCAGAAGAAAUUGCUGCCUUUCCGAGGGUUUGGACUCCGUAA